AGAGAGGUCGGCCUUGCAAAGAUGGGGGGGGUUGAGAGGCGGCUGCUCGCCAACCCCCACCUGCCUCUAGGAGGAGGAACCUGAAUCUAGAAGCUGAAGGAACCUGGGACAGGUAAACUUUGCGGCUCACCUAUUUAACCGUAACAAGAGUCGGAAGGGAACUUUGGAGGCCAUCUAACCCAACCCCCUGCUCAGGCAGGAGACCUCUCCUAGGGAUUCGAACCGCCCGACCUUUUCUGAUCUGACAAGCUCAACAGUCUGAGCCACCUAGCCAAGGUGGUUCACCUCUUUGAACCGGGCAUCCAGGAAGAUGGCUGGAGAGUUUCCGGUGGACCUGCGUACCUGGCGGAAAGACGGGGGCCAAGACAAGCACCCCCCCUCCUCGCACGGAGACCCUCCUCUGAUUCCCUCGGGCCAUCAGGUGCCCCGCUGUGUUUCUUCGGGAGCCACCGUGCUGCGGGAACCUGUGGCCAGAGACACUUCAAUGGGUCAGCCUGAGCCCCGACCGAGGACUCGAGAUGCAGAGUCCCCCAAAGGUGGGCUGCAGGAGGAGAAGAAGCCCGAGAUGUAUUUGCCUCUGAGAAAGCGCCGUUAUGCCAUGGAGGGGGCAAACGGGGACACGCCGGGACCUCUGGCUGGCAAAGUCCCCAAGACAGAGAGUGGGCAGGAUGGGAACGGUGCCCGGUCACCCCACUGCAAUGGCUACCACCCUUGUUAUGUCUCCAUGCCCUACCCCAGGGUACCAGUCUCCUGUUAUCAAGGUCUGGCCAGCCCCUUCUUGAACCCAGAGCUCCCUCCCCUUUUGCAACCUUUGACGGGGCCAUCGCUGCUGGGAAUCCUGCCGACUUAUUCCUUGAUGCCCCCAGCAGAAACCCAGCUGGCUUUGAACAUUGCCACGGCAACGCAACAAGAUGAAGAUGGAGACACGCCACUCCACAUUGCUGUAGCUCAGGGGAACCUGCUGGCCGCUCAGCAUUUGGCGAUCCUUUUCCACCAUGGACAGCGGGACCUGGAUAUUUUCAACAACCUACGACAGACUCCUUUACACUUGGCAGUCAUCGUAGCUCAGCCUUCCCUGGUGAAACUCCUGCUGUCCCACGGCGCAUCCCCCAUGGUGCUGGACCGGCAUGGACAAACGGCUCUGCAUCUGGCUUGCGAACACAGCAGCCUCCGUUGCCUGCAGGAGUUGUUGGAAGGAUGUCCCGCCACACUGGAUCUCGAGGCCCGGAAUUUCGAGGGUUUUACCCCGUUGCAUUUAGCUGUUGCAUCUUGUAGCCGUGACAUCGUUCUUGCUUUGCUGGAUCACGGGGCAGAUGUAGAUGCUGUGGACAUAAAGAGUGGCCGAUCGCCGCUACUUCAUGCUGUGGAGAACAAUAAUUUGGAUAUGGUGGAGUUGCUACUACAGCACGGCGCCAACGUGAAUGCCCAAUCCUACGGGGGCAAUACGGCACUCCACACAGCUAGCGGAAGGGGCCUGUUGGACAUGCUGCGUCUUCUGGUGAGGAACGGGGCGGAUGGCAGCCUGAAAAAUUACCACAACGACACCGCCUUGAUGGUAGCAAAGAACAAAAAGGCGAUCGACAUCCUGAGAGGAAAAGCUGUUCGGCCUAUUCCUCACCCCGAAAACAGCCAUGAUGGAUCGUCCCCCACAGUCAGCGCUGCGAGCUCUCCUGGCCUUCGGACCCACGGCCACAUGCUCCAUGCGUCACCUGAUUCCUGCUCAACCAUCCCCAGCCCUGAUCAGACCCCAAAGCCUCAUAGAGCAAGCCAUUCUCCCAACACAGCCACUCUGAGGCCAGAAAGCAUUAUCGUGACGAAUGGACCUUCGACCUCUGCCCCGUUGCCUGGCAUGGAAUUGGACAGAAGUUCCCAUUCAUCCACCCUGGAGCAGCCGAUGGGCUAUCCGAGAUCCUCCAAGGUUCUCCAUCACGAGAACGUGACCGAUCCUGCCUUCCACACUGCCUUGUACCCUUUUUCUCCUUCCAGCCCGCAUGUCUCCUCCCAUCCUCUCCAGUUGCUUCCGAUAAGCCUGAGCCAUCCGGUCAUAUCCAUGCCUCCGAGGACACUGGCCAGUCGGAUGUCCAUGAGGUAUCCAGGGAUGGACCAGCCACAAAGGCUACUGGGCUCGGAAGGUCCGGCGAGUCUCGGCUGCGAAGGGCAGUGGCUGCACAGCAGUGACGGCGGCCCCGGUGGCAGCUGACGAGAGGAAGUCCGGAGGCCUUCAGCCGCUUUGUGAGACAGGAAGAUUUCUCAAGGACUAUUUCACAAGGCAGAAGAAUGAGUCAAGGCGUUGCUGCUCCCGUGGGUUUCCAGCCUGACAUUUCUCCAUAUUUGCUGCAGACUUGAAACUACCUUCAUUUUCAAAUUGACAUGUAGCAGAGCCCAGCAGCACGAUGCGAAUAUAUAUCUGCUGAAUAUAACUCCGCAUUAGCGACAGGGGAGGGCAUCCGGCCAGUAAACACUCAGCUCCGUUCCGUUGCCCAGACAGACUCUACCCCGCAAGGGAUUAUGGGGUCAUUAAAAGAUGAUGAUGUAGCAGAGCCCAGCCAGCCUGAGAUGACCCUUCAGACGUCAAAAACUCAACACUGGCCUUCUUCAUCCAGCGGCAUGACCCUCUCUCCCAAUCUCUUUGAAUGUACCUCACACCACUGUCUGAGCAGAAGGUGGGUUGGACCCAUUUGGGGGUGAGUGUCAGGGGAUGUGCAAUGGCACACAGUGGUUAAAGACACAGAGUUUGUCAGCUGGGAAACUUGACGGGCUUCGAGACCCGAGCACCGAGCACCGCGCGAUGCGUAGGCUCCCGUUCCUUGCUCCAGCUCCUGUCCACCUCGCUGUUUGAAAGCAUGCAAAUGCGAGUAGAUAAAUAGGUACCACUUUGGGUUUGGAAAAUAACAGCCUUCCGUGCGCCUUUGUCAUACAGCUUUGUCAUACAGCUAUGCUGGCCACAUGACUACGGAAGACCACGUGUCUUCGGGCAACACUGGUUUCCUUGGCAACAGAGAUGGGCACCAUGCCCUAGAGUCGGACACGACUGGACAGGGAAACUUUUAUCUUUUGUUCAGGGAUCAUGUUUUAGCACAAGGAAGGGGCCGCUGUGAAAUUGACAGCCACUUCUCUCAGCUCAGGGCCAGACGUGACUUUUGACAAAACGCCGGAAGCGUUGCUCGAGUGGUGUUCUUUGUAUUUAAUAGGCAUUAAUUUAACUUGAGUGAAGUUAGUACAGUUGCUGUGUGUGUAUUUAAGCCUUGUGGCGUGUAUUGUAUUAAGGAUUGCAAUAUAAUGAUGGCACCUUC
Messenger RNA from Pantherophis guttatus, 3293 nucleotides. It is a transcript of the gene BCL3, whose product is annotated as BCL3 transcription coactivator. The record is from RefSeq and is a predicted model, not a curated record. Gene Ontology annotation, molecular function: protein binding. NCBI's taxonomy places the organism in Eukaryota, Metazoa, Chordata, Lepidosauria, Squamata, Colubridae.